This is a messenger RNA of Cooperia oncophora, 318 nucleotides long. The record is from the annotation of a GenBank genome assembly. Lineage: Eukaryota; Metazoa; Nematoda; Chromadorea; Rhabditida; Trichostrongylidae.
GCUGACGAUGACACCUAUGUAGUCGUCGAACAUCUGAGGGAAUAUCUAUCCCACCUCGAUCCGAACAAACCAUAUUAUCUCGGCUACAAAUUAAGACCCUAUUUGGAAAACGGCUACAACGCUGGUGGAGCCGGUUAUGUCUUAUCGAGGGCAGCCGUGAAGAUAUUCAACGAAAUGCUCUAUUCCAACGAAACAUUGUGCCCAGACGACAUCUAUGAGGACGUUGGUAUUGGAAGAUGUUUGGCAAGUGUGGGAAUUUUUCCUCAUGACACUCGAAAUAGUCAGGGACAGAAAUCGCUUCAACAUGCACACGCCUAG